GGGGCGAGCCUGGGCGACGGCAGCGGGGCGGAAGGCGGCAGCUGCAGCAGCAGCAGGCGGUCGGGCGGCGAUGGCGGGGACGAAGCGGAGGGCAGCGGCGUGGGAGCUGGCGAGGGAGAGACUGUCCAGCACUUCCCGCUCGCGCGGCCCAAGUCGCUAAUGCAGAAGCUCCAGUGCUCCUUCCAGACCUCCUGGCUCAAGGACUUUCCCUGGCUGCGGUAUUCCAAGGAUACUGGCCUUAUGUCUUGCGGCUGGUGCCAAAAGACCCCCGCGGAUGGGGGCGGCGCGGACCUGCCCCAGGCGGGGCACGACGAGCUCUCGCGAGGGACCCGCAACUACAAGAAGACCCUUCUCCUGAGGCACCACGUCUCCACGGAGCACAAACUCCACGAAGCCAACGCCCAGGAGUCAGAAAUACCAUCAGAGGAGGGGUACUGUGACUUCAAUAGUAGGCCAAAUGAGAACUCUUAUUGCUAUCAACUUCUGCGACAACUAAAUGAACAGAGAAAGAAAGGUAUUCUUUGUGAUGUCAGCAUUGUGGUAAGCGGAAAAAUCUUUAAAGCUCAUAAGAACAUCCUGGUUGCAGGCAGCCGUUUCUUUAAGACUUUAUAUUGCUUUUCAAACAAAGAAAGCCCUAACCAAAACAAUACUACCCAUUUAGACAUUGCUGCAGUUCAAGGUUUUUCAGUCAUCUUGGACUUCUUAUAUUCUGGUAACCUGGUGCUCACAAGCCAAAAUGCCAUUGAAGUGAUGACAGUGGCCAGCUAUCUUCAAAUGAGUGAAGUUGUUCAAACUUGCCGAAAUUUCAUUAAAGAUGCCUUAAAUAUAAGCAUUAAAUCAGAAGCUCCAGAAUCUGUAGUUGUGGACUAUAAUAAUAGAAAACCAGUUAAUAGAGAUGGUCUGUCUUCAUCACGGGAUCAAAAAAUUGCCAGUUUUUGGGCAACACGGAAUCUUACCAAUUUGGCAAGUAAUGUAAAAGUUGAAAAUGAUGGUAGUGUCGACGAGGGCCAAAUAGAAAACUACCAAAUGAAUGACAGUAGUUGGGUCCAGGAUGGAUCUCCUGAGAUGGCUGAAAAUGAAUCUGAAGGUCAAACAAAAGUGUUUAUUUGGAAUAAUAUGGGAUCCCAGGGAAUUCAAGAAACUGGCAAAACAAGGAGGAAAAACCAAACUACAAAAAGAUUUAUUUAUAAUAUACCACCUAAUAAUGAAACAAAUUUAGAAGAUUGCUCAGUGAUGCAGCCACCUGUUGCCUAUCCAGAAGAAAAUACUCUACUCAUCAAGGAAGAACCAGAUUUGGAUGGUGCUCUACUCUCAGGGCCAGAUGGUGAUAGGAAUGUGAAUGCAAAUUUAUUGACUGAAGCUGGCUCUAGCCAAGAUGGUGGUGAUGCCGGUACUUCACAUGAUUUCAAGUAUGGUUUGAUGCCUGGUGCUUCAAAUGAUUUCAAGUACGGAUUAUUGCCGGAAUCUUGGCCAAAACAAGAAACUUGGGAAAAUGGUGAAUCAUCUCUGAUCAUGAACAAGUUAAAAUGCCCUCACUGUAGCUACGUAGCCAAAUACAGACGAACACUGAAAAGGCACUUGCUCAUUCAUACGGGAGUGAGAUCCUUCAGCUGUGACAUUUGCGGAAAGCUGUUUACUCGAAGAGAACAUGUAAAAAGACAUUCCCUGGUGCAUAAAAAGGAUAAAAAAUACAAGUGUAUGGUGUGUAAGAAGAUCUUCAUGUUAGCAGCCAGUGUUGGAAUAAGGCAUGGAUCUCGACGCUAUGGUGUUUGUGUAGACUGUGCAGAUAAGUCACAACCAGGAGGGCAAGAAGGUGUAGAUCAGGGACAGGAUACAGAAUUCCCUCGGGAUGAAGAGUAUGAGGAGAAUGAAGCAGGAGAAGCUGAUGAAGAGCUGGUUGAUGAUGGAGAAGAUCAGAAUGAUCCGUCUCGAUGGGAUGAAUCAGGAGAAGUUUGUAUGUCUCUGGAUGAUUAACUGACCUACUACACUCCUCAAGGAUGCUGCAUUUGGACAUUAUAUGAAUCGACAAUUUGGAUUGUUGAACUUGAAGGCUUGCAAAAUAUGGUACAUGCUGGAUAGUAGUUAUGUUGCUGUGAAAACUGUAGGGUCAAAGCCUUAUAGCAAAAAUUUUUUUUUUAUAUUUGCACAGGACUGUACAGCAGACAACCAUGUGGUUGGAUUACAUAGAGUCCCCACAUAUUCAGUCAGUUAUCAAAGUAAAAUAUUUUUUAUUUAUAGGAUAUACAGUAACUCUUUGGGUCCUAUGAAAAUAGAGUACCUGUCUUUAAAGAGCUUACAUUCAUGUGCUACUUUAACAUGAAUGAAGAAAAUCCAGUUAUGGAAGUACAGUGACAGUUGACCCAAUCGCUCUGUCCAUCAAACCACUCAGGCUAGUUUGUACUAGUAGAGUUUUGUUUCUAUUUUUAUUUUUAUUAAUUUUAUUUUUUUUAAUACAGAUUUUCAGUGAGGGGCUUUUUCAGCCCCAUUGGUUCUAUUUUCUUGUAUUUUUCCAUUUUAAUUUGCUUCAUAAAUUAAACCAAGUCUCUUCUAGUCUUAGGUAUUAUUUCUCAGUUUUGUGCUGAUGGGCAUGUUUAUAAGUACUGGAGAGGUAAUUUAUUGGAAUGAACUAACUGACUUCCUCCAUUCCCCCUUUCCUUUUUGACAUGAAUUUUACUACUUCACAAAUGAAGAAUGAUGUUUCGAAGUUACCGUGGCGAAGUUGACAAAUACCACUAAAAUGAUUAUGAUUUAGAAGUGACUUUCUUCUGCUGCUCUGAUCUGAUAAAUGGUUACUACAUGAUGUUUUCUGACAUAGUAUUCGGUUUUGGGUAUCUGUUACUUUGGCACUAUUCUUGUUUGCCUCUUUUCAUUUUUGCCAGUGUACUAUACCUCAGUCCUAUUUGAAAGACCUAAUCGAAAGAAAAGUCAUAGAAAGAAGUAAAAUGAUUUGUUUUAUAAUUUAUCCCCCAUGUCCAGUUUGGUUAGCUUGUUAUGCAAUAUAAGUGAAAUAUCAGGUUUUUACCCCUGUGCCCUUUUUAUCAUUAAAAUUAACACAAAAUGUGCAUUCUCUUUUGUUUCAUACUUACUGGGAUAUUGAUUGUUUUAAAAUUGACUGAUAAUUAGGUUAAUUUAUUUUCCAGACCCUAAACUCACUGCACCUUGAAAUAGUCUUUCUAGUAAUCACCAUGAUCCAACAGUCUGUAAAAAUCUUACAAAUGAAUAUUGAAGCUUUAUUAUUAUAUAAGCUAAAUUCUUCAGGGUACAAAGGGUGAAUAUAUUGAGUUGAAAUUGUCAGAUUUAUUUAGCCUGGUGACAAAUGAGUUAGCUGAUCGUGGAACCCGCAGCAACAUUUCACAUGUUAUUAAUAUAUAUGGCAUUUAUCAGGAGCAUAUUGUAUAUUAUAUAAGAUUGAGGAACAUCAUAUUUUCAGCUUUCUUUUAAAUAAAAAUUGAUUAUAUUUUCCUAUUUUAUAUCAGGUAACUAAAUUAUGCUAGUUGUAUGGAAAAAACUUCAAAGAUACUUUGACAGAUCCUUUUGGUGCUCCAUCUGAUCAAAGUUGAUAUGUUUUUUAAGAGACAAGCUUUAUAAUUGUCUCUGAUUUCAGUAGAAUAAAUGGUUUGAUGUUAGACAAUGAUGUUUCUGCUUGGAGAAAUCAAAGAUAAAUUACAGUUAUAUGGUUAGAUGCAUCUUUUGUCAUCUAUACAUUAUUGUAGUUUCUCUGUAACUGUAAACCUGACAGAUGAAUAAUAGUUUUGGUUUGAUUUUUGUUUAAAACGGAAGAGUACAUCUUAAUGUUCUAGACAGAUAAAUAAAAUGUAUUUCUGGUGAGGUCCAAAGUAGAAAUUAGUUGGGUAAAGAUACUAUGAAUGAAAAAGUAUUUUAAGCAGAAAAUGUGCUUUGUGAAUAUGUAAGUAUAGUAUAAAGAUUUCUUUCAUCCCAUUUAUCCCCUUCCUUUAAAAUAAAUUAGUUUACAAUUGGUAGAUCUGUCUAUAUAUAAAUAUAUAUUAAAGAGCAAAGAUAUAUAUCUAAAAAUCACCUAAAUCUGCUUUAUUAGACUACAGUUCACUUAUUGCAUAGAAACUGGACUUGGCUUUACAUUCUUAAUGUACUUUUGCUUUUCCUCAAGAUAUGAACUUGUUCUCCUGAAAGUGAGUUUUCUUUUACUACUUAAAUCAUUUAUGUAUAUCUGGUAAAUUAUGACCAAAUUUUUGUUAGAUUGCAUACAGUAAAUUGAAAUACACAUUUGGUACACUACAGGAUUGUUGUGCUUUUGUUUUGAUUUUAGUUGGAAACAGGUUUGAUGUAGAUGGCUUGUUACUGUUAAUUUAAAGUAUUCUAUAAUUGUCCAUUACCUUUUAUGUUGUGUUGUGACAGAUUUGGCUAUAUUUUUAGUCAAUUGAAAUAUAGUACUUUAAAAGUUUGAUUUUAGGUAAUCCAAAGGAAAAGUGUUUAUACUCUUGAAUAUAUUAGCCUCAGCCUAUAUAAAAAUUCUUUGAAGUAAACAUUUUACCAGAAACAGAAUUGACAGAUUUUUCUACUUGCUGACUGCCUAACUUAUUUUGUUUCAUGAUCUCGAGGGACUGCCUUUUCCCAUCUUGAUCUUUUUUAAAAAUAGUUUUAGUACUAAGGUAUACUACUGGACAUUUCUAUUUUUUUAAGUAUAUUCUUUUUCUGACUUACAGUACAAUUUCAGGAAGUUGAUAGAUACUAAGAACAUAUGAUUGGUCUCAGAGGUAACAAUGGAAUACUCACAAUUUUGUCUGGAACUCUGGCAGAAUUAUGUCACACAUUGCUGAAGUUUUCUCUUGUAAUUUAUAUUUUAAAUGAAAAAGCAUUUUAGAGCUUGCAAUUUUAAUGAAGGGGAAGAGUAUAAACUUUCAUAUCCACUUUAGUAACAGGUCUUAUAAAUCAAGACAAUGUAUUAUUUCUUAGAGUUCUCA
Messenger RNA from Carlito syrichta (Philippine tarsier), 4940 nucleotides. RefSeq names its product zinc finger and BTB domain containing 10 (gene ZBTB10). Gene Ontology annotation, biological process: regulation of transcription by RNA polymerase II. Bases 160 to 1974 code for a protein of 604 amino acids. The record is from RefSeq and is a predicted model, not a curated record. Gene Ontology annotation, molecular function: DNA-binding transcription factor activity, RNA polymerase II-specific; RNA polymerase II cis-regulatory region sequence-specific DNA binding; protein binding. Lineage: Eukaryota; Metazoa; Chordata; Mammalia; Primates; Tarsiidae. The transcript is spliced from 7 exons.